AUGCCCGGUGGUGCUGUUGUUACCAUGGGGGGCGUCGAUGCUACACGCAUCGAGGCUCCCGUCACCAUGAAGACUUACUUCAUGUGUGCGUUUGCUGCAUUUGGUGGUCUUUUCUUUGGAUAUGACUCCGGUUAUAUCAGUGGUGUCCUCGGUAUGGAUUACUUCAUUGAGACCUUUGAAGGCCUGGACAAAGCAACAACCCCCGCUGCCGAUUUCGUGAUCCCUGCCUGGAAAAAGUCUCUCAUCGUCUCCAUUCUCUCCGCUGGUACCUUCUUUGGCGCUCUCUUGGCUGGUGAUCUUGCAGACUGGUUCGGUCGUCGUACUACCAUUAUCGCUGGUUGCAUUGUUUUCCUCAUUGGUGUUGCUCUUCAAGCUGCAUCUAGCGCUCUAGGCCUCCUUGUUGCUGGUCGUCUCAUUGCCGGUUUUGGUGUUGGCUUCGUUUCUGCUGUCAUCAUUCUCUACAUGUCUGAGAUUGCGCCUCGCAAGGUUCGUGGUGCUAUUGUGUCUGGAUACCAGUUUUGCAUCACUAUUGGUUUGAUGCUGGCUUCUUGCAUUGACUAUGCUACCGAGAACCGUCAGGACUCUGGCUCCUAUCGCAUUCCCGUUUCUAUUCAGAUGAUGUGGGCUAUUAUCCUCGGUGUUGGCUUGCUCUUCCUUCCUGAGUCUCCUCGUUACUUCAUCCGCAAGGAGCAGAAGGACAAGGCUCGUGAGGCUCUUGCCCGUGUUCGUGGCCAGCCUGCUGAUUCCGAGUACAUCAACUCCGAGCUGGAUGAGAUCGAGGCCAACCACUUUUACGAAAUGCAGAGCAUCCCCAAUGAUGGUGGCUACUUUGGCAGCUGGAUUAACUGCUUCCGCGGUAGCCUCUGGAAGCCCAACAGCAACCUUCGUCGUACUAUCCUCGGUACCUCUUUGCAGAUGAUGCAGCAGUGGACUGGUGUCAACUUUGUCUUCUACUUCGGAACAACCUUCUUCACUCAACUCGGCACGAUCCAGAACCCCUUUCUGCUUAGCAUCAUCACCACCAUUGUCAACGUCCUUUCCACUCCUCUCUCUUUCUACGCCAUUGAGAAAUUCGGCCGUCGUCCCCUCCUCCUCUGGGGUGCUCUUGGAAUGAUUGUAUGCCAGUUCAUCGUUGCCAUCAUUGGUGUCACAGACGGCUCUGACCACAAGGCCGUUGCUGCUAUGAUUGCCUUUAUCUGCAUUUACAUCUUCUUCUUCGCCAGCACCUGGGGUCCUGGUGCCUGGGUUGUUAUUGGAGAGAUUUACCCACUGGCCAUUCGUUCCCGUGGUGUUGCUCUCUCGACUGCCUCUAACUGGCUUUGGAACUGCAUCAUUGCCGUUAUCACUCCCUACAUGGUCGACACUGAUCAGGGUAACCUCGGCGCCAAGGUCUUCUUCAUCUGGGGAGGUCUUUGCACUUGCGCUUUCGUCUACACUUACUUCCUGAUUCCCGAGACCAAGGGUUUGACCCUCGAGCAGGUCGAUAAGAUGAUGGAGGAGACUACUCCCCGCACUUCGGCCGGCUGGAAGCCCAGCACCACCUUCGUUGAUGAGAAGGCUGCUUUUGCCCCUGUUGUUAGCCACCAGGAGGUUUAA
Molecule: messenger RNA, 1596 nt
Organism: Penicillium malachiteum
Lineage: Eukaryota; Fungi; Ascomycota; Eurotiomycetes; Eurotiales; Aspergillaceae
Product: sugar porter family MFS transporter
Exons: 4
Coding region: 1-1596 (531 amino acids)
Biological process (GO): carbohydrate transport; transmembrane transport
Cellular component (GO): membrane
Molecular function (GO): carbohydrate:proton symporter activity
Source: RefSeq, a predicted model, not a curated record